Arctia plantaginis is the source of this 477-nucleotide messenger RNA. Lineage: Eukaryota; Metazoa; Arthropoda; Insecta; Lepidoptera; Erebidae. The record is from the annotation of a GenBank genome assembly.
AUGGGGCUAAAUACCUUGUUUGCGGAAAAUCAUUACGGGCGCCUACAAACGCCAUGCGGAUUGGUGAUACACGCAACGCACCCACUUACACAUGAAUUCACGGCCGCGGCUUCUUUACAUCGCGCCACAAUCGCCGGUCCGGGGAACGUGGUCACCAAGUUAAGACUAUGGAGCACAGACACUGCGCGGGCACCGGCACAAGCGCGAUCAGUAACGGCGCGGCGCGAUCCAGCGUGCGGCGUGGCACGUUUGCAGCACGAGGGCGUGUUCGCGCGAUUCUCGCAGGACGCGGCAGCUCAGGUGACGCACGGACGCAGCGCGGUGCGGUGCGGUGCGGACAAGCGCUUGCACGGGCUAGCGCCGACACACGACAGCCUCCGUCGCAAUGACGAAGCGGCCGGGUACGCGCGCGCGCUCUACGACGCAGCCUCCCGAAUCUCUCCGACCCGCAACGAAAUCUCACGACUUGGGGGGUGA